This is a messenger RNA of Pararge aegeria (speckled wood butterfly), 2260 nucleotides long. It is a transcript of the gene Dph2, whose product is annotated as 2-(3-amino-3-carboxypropyl)histidine synthase subunit 2. Gene Ontology annotation, biological process: protein histidyl modification to diphthamide. The record is from RefSeq and is a predicted model, not a curated record. Gene Ontology annotation, molecular function: 2-(3-amino-3-carboxypropyl)histidine synthase activity. The coding region runs from base 130 to 1509 and encodes 459 amino acids. NCBI's taxonomy places the organism in Eukaryota, Metazoa, Arthropoda, Insecta, Lepidoptera, Nymphalidae. The transcript has 6 exons.
CGUAUGGUUGACGUUUAAAGUUUGUGUGUUUGGGGAUUUUUAAAGAUUUUAAUUUGUCCUAAAAGCUUCUAUUUUCUAACUUAAAUAACAUUAAGUUAUUAAAACAAAGUACUACACACCCGUCUAAUCAUGGCAAAUUUUACUACCGACGGUAAAAUAUGUAUUGAAAGGGAAAUAGAUGCAGGCAAGGUUGAGCUCGAAACUAAUGACCUUAACGAGCGUUUUAAAAUACUUGAAACAUGUAAAUGGAUCACCGAAAAUAAUUUUAACAAGGUGUGUCUUCAAUUUCCUGAUGAGCUGCUUGGUGUAAGUGCAGAUAUUUAUGAGGAAAUAAGAAAUAGGACUUCUGCUGACUUGUACAUACUUGGGGACACAUCUUAUGCAAGCUGCUGCAUAGACUCAGUUGCAGCAAUGCAUGUGCAGGGAGAUGCAGUCAUACAUUACGGCCACACUUGCUUUACUAAAACUAACAUACCAGUGUUCACUGUGCUGCCUAAAGAGUCGCUAAACAUUGAAGUCACAAAAAAACUUCUACUAGAGAAUUUCGACACAACUGAAAAUAAGAAAUUAUGCUUAUUUUACGGCGCUGAAUAUGAACACUGUAAAGAUGAAGUAAUCUCAUUCUACUUCCAGCAAUACCCUGAUUGCUAUGUGUCUCAAAUAGAAAUAGAGGAUAUACCUAACAGAUAUUCAGGCAGAGUUAUAAGAAAUAAAAGAAAUGAUACUUUCUCACUGGAAGACAUCAAAGAUAGCACCUGUGUUUACAUUGGAACAAGAGGGCAAACAGUUUUCAACUUUACUGUAUCAAUUCCAGCUACUAAAUGGUACUUACUAGACCCUGAUGAAAAUAGUAUAUCUAGUUUAGAAGAAACAACUUGGUCAAAAAGAAGGAGGUUUUUAGUGGAAAAGUGUAAAGACGCCAAUGUUAUUGGCAUCCUGGUGUGCAAGCUCGCUGGGGAGCAAACUAAAGAUAUCAUAAGCAGAAUGAAACAACUGUGCAAAGUGAAUGGCAAGAAAAGCUAUAUCAUAUCUGUUGGCAAGCCUAAUGUUGCUAAACUAGCCAACUUUCCUGAGAUUGAUAUAUACGUAAUGAUAGCAUGUCCAGAAAAUGAUUUAUACAGCAACAGAGACUUCUACAGACCUAUAGUAUACCCAUUUGAACUAGAAGUAGCGCUGAAUUCUAAUAGAGAACCCUAUUACAACUACCACAUAACAGACUACGAUGAACUUCUACCAGGAAAAAGGCACUACUGUGAAGUUAGCCACAUAAAAGAGACCACAGAUGUUAGUCUGAUUACGGGAAAUAUAAGAGAAACUAAAAUCCAAAGUGAAGAACAUGUUGGUAUGGAGUUGGUUGAAAAACAAAAUUGGGCAUUAGAAAGUAUAGGUAGCAAUCUACAAAGUAGAUCUUGGACUGGUCUGGAACAAAAACUUGGGGAGACAGAAGUUACAAAGGCUGAAGAGGGACGGAAAGGGAUACCACUCCAGUAUAGUAAUGAACCUGAAUAAUUUAUAGAUUUCAUAUGUUUUUAGCUUUUUACCAUUUGAUUGUCUAAAAAAAUAUGGGGAAUAAAAUUGUGUUCAAAUAAAAGGUGUCAAAGGUUUCAAUGGUUUGGUAUUGACUACUAUUAAUUCAUUAGACUAAUUUUGUGUAAACAAAUGUAUAAAUUGUGUACAUGUAAAACAUAGUAAAAAGAUUUGUUUACAAUAUAAUUUUAGAAGGGCCAAUGUUCGAAGAUAUUGAAAGGAAUAUAAUACUUGUUGUUAAAACAUUCAAGAAACUAUAGAUAAGUAAUACACCGUGGUAUGCACUACAAAAUCAGAAUGAGCCACAAUUAUUUUAAAUAAUUUAUUAUUGAUAUUUUCAUUAUGAUGCUGUAAACUUAUAGCUAAACUAAAUGGCCAGGUGUUUUAUUUGUGCUCUUCUAUACUAAAAGGAACAAUGUGAAUGGGAUUACACUACUCUGACGUCUGUAGCCUUCUCUUAUCAAACUCUAUAUCGUCAAGGUAAAACGGACAUUUUCAAACAUUGUCAAAAGCUCGAGCUUAAGUGUAGGCAAAUUCUAACUUUAACGCAAUAAAAAUAAGAUCCAUUUUACUCUGAUAUUAAAGUAUUUUCAUACUCUGAAAAGAUAAGUGUGCAUGCAUAUUAGUACCAAAUUGUCACAUUAAUAACUAAUGUAGCAUUAGUUACAAUGAAUACAUUAGUUACAUGUGACAAUGAAGUUGUAUGUAGAAAUAAAUAACUUCAGAAUGUUGA